This is a messenger RNA of Desarmillaria tabescens, 967 nucleotides long. RefSeq lists its product as uncharacterized. Lineage: Eukaryota; Fungi; Basidiomycota; Agaricomycetes; Agaricales; Physalacriaceae. Bases 190 to 693 code for a protein of 167 amino acids. The record is from RefSeq and is a predicted model, not a curated record. The transcript has 5 exons.
UUGCUUAUUUGAGGAUCUCAGAGGAGGUCAAGCUGCCUUCAAUGAAGGGAAGAUCGAAGACUCUCGGAACCGAGCCACCAAUCCACUUCUGUUCCAAUCAACGACGCCCCUUAUGCCGUGCCUCGUUCUCACCGGGCUAUCCCAGCGUUCACACAUCGCUUUUUGAGACAUGUUGUCCCUAACAUAUCCAUGCACCACAGUUGGAGUGUGCGAUUACUUGACACGGUCAAGACGGCGCAUGUUCUAAAAGUAUCGCCUGAGAAAGAUCAGUGCCUGGACAUUCGAUAUUGGGACAAUAUGGAUGUCAGAUGCAACGGCUACACCGAAGGAACGUGGGGUUGUAUACUGUCAAGAAUCAUGAAGCCGGUUGACGCUGGCCUUGGGAAAUACGCAUGGGAAGCAGGGAUAUCAAUACGGACCGGAGACAUCGAGCCACAGUGGGUAUAUCUUACCUAUAUCCUAGAACCAAGGCUCAGCUGGAUAUCUAGCUUGAAUGGUUGCGAUGACGCAGGCGUUGGAAGAUCCUUCAUUUUAGAUGACGGCGACAAAGUCAGCGCUCAUUCAUACCACCUGACCACAGCAAAUCCGAACCAAAAAGUGAUUUCCCGAACCCUUCAUCACUCAAUUCCUUCACGCGGUGUUUUCGUUCUCAUCCAACCGCAACGGAUCGCAUUUCUCUCCGGACCAUUGUGAAGGUCUCGCCUUCCUUUGGCCCAUUUUCGCCACCGGCAGCACAGUCAGGACACGGUACGAUCAGUACCGGGAUAAUAGUCGAGGGAGGCAUUUCUGGCAGCGACUGUACGAUCUUCGAGCGUCUAUCAAGCGAUAUGUCUGAUCCGAAGGAAACACCGGAGCGGGGAGCUAGAGAUGCGAAUGCGAGGCCUGAUGACUUAGUCGAGGGUAGUACUUUUCAUGGAGGGUAGCCGAGAUACUCCUCGCUACGGGUUUUCGAGAAGGAUCACGGGGU